GAUGGCGGUCCUACCCACUUGUAAGCGUCUUCUAUACACCUCAUCGUUUACUUCUCAGCUGAGAAAAAUACACAGUAUUUUACCUACAACUUUUAUGGGAAGAUGGAACUCAUCGAGCUCUGUAGGACCAAAGAUAUACACCAGGACUGGAGAUACAGGAUAUACAAGUACAUAUGGUGGAGAACGUCGUGCAAAAACUGACCAACUGUUUGAGGCAUUAGGAGAAAAUGAUGAAUUAAAUUCUUUCAUUGGACUAGCGAGUGAAUUCUGUGAAGAGGCAGGGCAUAAAGAUGUUGUGAAGAAACUUGAACAGAUUCAGUGUAUUCUGCAGGACAUUGGUUCAAAUAUUGCAACACCACGGCAGUCUUCAUCUGAAAGGAAAAUAGAAAAAACUGAAUUUAACCAAGAGAAUGUGAAAACUUUGGAAGAAUGGAUAGACUCCUAUCAUAUGCAACUUCCUUCACUCAGAAAUUUUAUUUUACCAUCAGGGGGGAAAAGCAGUGCAAUGUUACAUGUAGCACGAUCAGUUUGUCGUCGAGCUGAGAGAAGAGUUGUUCCUUUGGUCCAGAGUGGAAGCGUAGAUCCACAUGUUGGAACUUUCUUAAACAGGCUGAGCGAUUUUCUCUUCACCACUGCACGAUUUGUCGCCAAAGAGGAAGGAAAAACUGAGAAAAUAUAUCGUCGAGUUCAAAGAUGACUGAAACACUUGGAAACGUGUCCAAGGGACGUCUGAGUUGAGAGCUUUAGGGCGAGGUUUUACAUUGAGUCAAUUCAGAAGAAAUUAAGGGCAGUUUUUAAUUGAGUGUCGAAGAACCAAAAUUAAAAUUAUUACAGUUACUAACUAGUAGAAAGGUUUACAUUAUCACCAGCCAACGAGGACCUCAAGUGAAAGCAAGCAAACUGGUUGAAGCGCGGCAAAACGCGGCUGACCAAAGUCGCAAUUAUUUUAAUUGAAUCUGAUUGGUUGCGAGGCUGGCGCGAGUAUUUUAGACCGACCAAUCAUAGAGCGAAGUGAAACCAAACCAAUUUUGGAUUGACACUCAAUAUUGAAAAUUGCUCUUCCUGAUAGCCACGUUAGUAGAAGAAGUAUGCUCCGGAAAUCAUGUAGCUUUUAACCUUAUCAUUAGAAGCUAUUUGAAAUUUUGAAACUAACUGCGUAUUCAGAUUCCAUGUAGAAACGAAACCUGUGGAAAAUUCACUUCUAUGCGAAGAAAAAAUCGUGUACGGACGCCGGCAUUUUGAAUCUUAAUUUUGCUUAACAAACAGUCUGCUCACUGGGGACGUAACUCACUCCUUAUUUUUCUAUCAAUGGCGAUCUGGUUGAAUAACUAGGAGCUAUAGAUAUGGUCAUUCUCCACUCAAAUGGCGUAUUUUCCUGCCAUAACCACUGCAGCAGCCUUCAGUGGGUCUUCGGUGAAGUGCGUGGUUACUUCCUGCUAUUUGAGCAUGCGUGGCUAGGUUACUGAUUUCAUUUCUUUCUUUUUUUUUAUUUCUCAAAAUUGGCGGUGCCAUUGUCAAAAUUCAUAGCACAUUUCAGGCUAGUUUUUAAAAGAAAAAGUUACUCUUUCGAAUCUCAUAACACGGUUAAAAAUAUUUUUUUUUAUAGUGUAGUUUUUGAGGGAGUGAGAUAAAAAUGACGUGACUUCAGUUCUGGAGUAUACUUCCACCUGAAAGUAAAUUGGCUGGAGAUAGUGCAGUUACCUAUGUUUUAAUGGCAAAAGCUUGUGGAAAGAAACAUAAUUUAUCGAAAAAUAUGGGAAAAUAAAUAUUCUGCACAUCAA
Stylophora pistillata is the source of this 1781-nucleotide messenger RNA. RefSeq names its product corrinoid adenosyltransferase MMAB. Gene Ontology annotation, molecular function: corrinoid adenosyltransferase activity. The record is from RefSeq and is a predicted model, not a curated record. NCBI's taxonomy places the organism in Eukaryota, Metazoa, Cnidaria, Anthozoa, Scleractinia, Pocilloporidae.